Messenger RNA from Lynx canadensis (Canada lynx), 2491 nucleotides. It is a transcript of the gene P2RY2, whose product is annotated as purinergic receptor P2Y2. Gene Ontology annotation, molecular function: G protein-coupled UTP receptor activity; G protein-coupled purinergic nucleotide receptor activity; A1 adenosine receptor binding. The coding region runs from base 728 to 1861 and encodes 377 amino acids. The record is from RefSeq and is a predicted model, not a curated record. The transcript is spliced from 7 exons. Gene Ontology annotation, cellular component: plasma membrane. Gene Ontology annotation, biological process: phospholipase C-activating G protein-coupled receptor signaling pathway; blood vessel diameter maintenance; positive regulation of mucus secretion. NCBI's taxonomy places the organism in Eukaryota, Metazoa, Chordata, Mammalia, Carnivora, Felidae.
CCGGAGCGGCGGCCUCGGCGCUGCUGGCGGCCGAGCGCCCCGCGGAGGUGAGGGGCGGGCUGCCCGGAGGGAUCGGAGGAGGAGACAGGUCGGCAGGCGCGGAUGCGGUGGCUGCCCACGCGGCGCUGGGCAGGCAGAGCCGUGAGCGCGUGGCGGACCGAGUGGGGCACGGCUCCGAGCAGUGGGAGUGUGCCGGUGGGUCCGUGGUCGAACUUUGUCUCCGCCGUAGCGUCGAUCUCCGCGAGCGCGAUCCGAUACCCCGGAUGCACAGGCCCUGAGGCUUCUGGAUCCUCCAAGGACCAGCUAAAAGUAUGAGAAAUCACCAAGGUCUCAUGGGGGAGGCUCCUGGUGUUGCUCUGGCUUCCUGGUGAGUGCCCAGCUUCCUCGGUCCCAAAUGUGGGAGGAGGAAUCUUGCUGUGGUGGAGCUGUGGGCCAGCAAGGAUGUUCCCCAACUCACAGAAACUCCAGGGCCAAGAGCCCACAGCACUGCCCGCCCUGAGAAGUGCUGGAAGCUGGGUUUAUCCCCAGGCCAGAGGACCUGUUUUUCCUGUUUCCUGAAGAAUUCCCUGCAUCCUGGUCCAGGCCUAUGCAUUCAUGAAUGAGAAACCUGAGCGGGCUCUGAACAUCCUGACUGUGAGAGCAGGGGCUGGUCAGAAACGGACUGGUGGACUGCAUCUGGCCCUCAGGAUGUAGUGUGCCUGCCCCUGUUGUGAAGUUUUAAAGGGCAAUGGCCACAGGCCCGGGCCGCUGGAACAGCACCGUCAAUGACACCUGGGGUGGGGACGAGCUGGGCUACAAGUGCCGCUUCAAUGAGGACUUCAAGUACGUGCUGCUGCCUGUGUCCUACGGUGUGGUGUGUGUGCUCGGGCUGUGUCUCAACGCCGUGGCGCUCUACAUCUUCCUGUGCCGCCUCAAGACCUGGAACGCGUCCACCACGUACAUGUUCCACCUGGCCGUGUCCGAUGCGCUGUACGCAGCCUCCCUGCCGCUGCUGGUCUAUUACUACGCCCGCGGGGACCACUGGCCCUUCAGCAUAGUGCUCUGCAAGCUGGUGCGCUUCCUCUUCUACACCAACCUUUACUGCAGCAUCCUCUUCCUCACGUGCAUCAGCGUGCACCGAUGCCUGGGGGUCCUGCGCCCGCUGCGCUCGCUGCGCUGGGGCCGGGCCCGCUAUGCCCGCCGGGUGGCAGCUGCCGUGUGGGUGCUGGUGCUGGCUUGCCAGUCACCCGUGCUCUACUUCGUCACCACCAGCGCGCGUGGCGGCCGCAUUACCUGCCACGACACCUCAGCACCCGAGCUCUUCAGCCAGUUCGUGGCCUACAGCUCUGUCAUGCUGGGCCUGCUCUUUGCAGUGCCCUUUGCCAUCAUCUUGGUCUGUUACGUGCUUAUGGCUCGGCGGCUGUUGAAGCCAGCCUACGGGACCUCGGGAGGCCUGCCGCGGGCCAAGCGCAAGUCGGUGCGCACCAUUGCCGUGGUGCUGGCUGUCUUCGCCCUCUGCUUCCUGCCUUUCCAUGUCACCCGCACCCUCUACUACUCCUUCCGCUCCCUGGACCUCAGCUGCCACACCCUCAAUGCCAUCAACAUGGCUUACAAGAUCACCCGGCCGCUGGCCAGUGCCAACAGUUGCCUUGACCCCGUGCUCUACUUCCUGGCUGGGCAGAGGCUUGUGCGCUUUGCCCGAGAUGCCAAGCCACCCACAGACCCCACUGCUACUACCCCAGCUCGCCGCAGACGGGGCCUGCACAGGUUGGACAGGACCGACAUCAAGAGGACAAAAGAUGUGUCGAGCAGCAGUGAGGACUCUAGGCGGACAGAGUCCAUGGCAGCUGGUGGUGAGAACACUAAGGACAUCCGGCUGUAGGACCUGAACCCCUGGCGCCUGUGCAAGUCCAACAUGCUCCAUCGCACCACUGGAUAAUGCUGAAUGAUUGGAGGUGUGGACCAGCAUGUGAGAGAGGCUUCCUGGGACACACUCCUGAACUGUAGCUUCUGAGAAAAGCAGUUUAUCGGAGAAGAACAUCCAGGUGCAGGGUACAUCCUGGGCAAAGACAUGGGGGCAGGAAAGCAGGGUAUGCAGGAAGUGGAAGCAGGCUGGGCAGCUGGUGCUCAGUCUCAAGGCAGGAAUCAGGCUGGGAGUGGGUCACCAGGCUAACAAGUCAGGGCUCCUUCCUUGCCUUUACCUGAGGUCUCCUUUGCAUUGGGGCUAAGUAUGGGAGAGAUUCGCUUCUCUUCCUGUCCCAUCCUCUGCCUCCUGGGAAAAUCCUGCUAUAUGGCAUAAUAGUUGGUGCUCAGACUGGCUCAGGGUGAGGUAGAUCUUUCUCACCUGGACAGAUUCUAGGUCCAGCCAGGACCACUGUGGAGGUUUGUGGAGCUGAGCUGGACAGGGACCAGCUCAGCCUUGGGGCAAAGCUAACAGGUCUCAUUUUUUAAAAAUAUUUUAUUUAUUUUUGAGAGAGCACAAGCAGGGGAAGGGCAGAGAGAGAGGGACAGA